Molecule: messenger RNA, 963 nt
Organism: Guillardia theta CCMP2712
Lineage: Eukaryota; Cryptophyceae; Pyrenomonadales; Geminigeraceae
Exons: 1
Coding region: 1-939 (312 amino acids)
Source: RefSeq, a predicted model, not a curated record
AUGAAGGCGAGGCUCAGUGACAACGUCUUCGUCCUCGCGGUGAUCAAAGAGGGUUAUCCUCAAGGAGGAGGGCAGUACGUUCAUGGGUCCACGAACUACGAGGGAGAACUGGUGCGAGGGAGAAUGCAUGGGAAGGGAGUGCUGACGAUGGAGGGGAUGAAGCAAGAUGGUCACUUCGCUGAAGGAAACUUUGAGGAGGGAACUUGUGCCAUGCAGCAGGGCUGGACUUACAUCGGAAAGACGUUGGACAGCCGUUGGGAUGGGGAAGGGCUGCAGAUGAAGCAUCAGGACGGAGAGGAGUACGAGGGAGAUGUAAAGGGAGGAGCCUUCCAUGGUGUUGGGCUGUUGACUUGCGGAGACGGGAGGAAGUUCAGAGGCGUGUUUGACAGGGGGUCCAAGAGUGGACCAGGGCGAAUGGUCCUUGCAACGGGGGAGAACGUGCAGGCGAACUUCGACAAGGAGAGGAUGACGGGGGAUCGCACCAUCAGCUUUCUCAACGGAAGCACCAUGAGGUUCUCGGAGAGCUACCAGGACGACAAGUCGGACGUGCUUUACGCCUUCGCCAACGGGCUGGUCGUGCAAGGGUUUUCAGAGUCUGGCCGCCUCAAUGGUACCUGCAGCGUGAACAGGGAGAGCGAAGCGACAGGACCCGAGCUCCCGUCCUUCGAGUUCCGCGGGGAGAUGAAGGCUGGAGCUGUGCACGGGCCGGGCAUGCUGAGCUUCGGGAAGCUGAGGUAUGAGGGGAAGUGGGCUGGAGGGACCGCGCAUGGUGAGGGAACCUUGUUCGAGGUGGGGGCUCACAGCAAGACGGCGAUCCCUCUGCGAGUGACCUCGUACACGUUCGGAGCGCGAAAUGAUGCUCAUGUGCCGCCCGCUGACCCUCAUGGCGGUGAUGCGAGUGAGGAUGAAAUGAUCCCCUUUGAGGACCGAACGUCAUAGUGUAAAAUACAACAUUAUCAUUAC